CAUCAGCAGCAGGUCAUCAGAGACUGGUACCAGUAGUCAGGAACUGCAGGAAGGCCAUACUGAACAACUGUGAACUCACACAGACGUGCUGUAAUACUGUAGCCUCAGCUCUCCAGUCAUCAAACUCACCCCUGAGAGAUCUGGACCUCAACUACAAUAACCUGGAAGAUUCAGGAGUGAAGCUGAUCUGUGUUGGACUGAUGAGUCCAAACUGUAAACUGCAGAGACUGGGACUGAACAGCUGUGACCUCACAGAGAAGUCCUGUGAUAUUGUGGCCUCAGCUCUCCAGUCACCAAACUCACCCCUGAGAGAUCUGGACCUCAGCUACAAUGACCUGGGAGAUUCAGGAGUGGAGCUGCUCUGUGCUGGACUGAUGAGUCCAAACUGUAAACUGCAGAGACUGGGACUGAACAACUGUAAACUCACACAGAAGUGCUGUAAUAUUGUGGCCUCAGCUCUCCAGUCAUCAAACUCACCCCUGAGAGAUCUGGACCUCAGCUACAAUAACCUGGGAGAUUCAGGAGUGGAGCUGCUCUGUGCUGGAUUGAGGAGUCCAAACUGUAAACUACAGAGACUGGGGCUGGGUUGGUGUAAUCUCACAGAGGGCUGCUGUGAUGUUCUGGCCUCAGUCCUGCGUUCUCCUGACUCAGAGCUGAGAGAUCUGGAGCUCAGAGACAAUGAGCUGCAGGAUUCAGGAGUGAGAGCGCUCUCUGCUGGACUGGAGGACCCACAUUGUAAUCUGCAGAGACUGAGGCUGUCAGGCUGUAGAGUCACACAGAGAGGCUGUGAUUCUCUGGCUUCAGCUCUGUGUUCAAACCCCUCACACCUGAGAGAGCUGGACCUGAGAUACAAUCAUCCAGGAGACUCAGGAGUAAAAGCGCUGUCUGCUGCUAAACUGGACACACUCACACUGCUGAUCCAGCAGUCACUGGAGUACAGCUCUUUUGAUGAGAAGAGUUCAGAUAAAUUAUCUUCCGCAAUAAAGUCUCUCCUGCUCACUCUGAUGAAGCUGAAGAAGGAUGUGAAGUUGAAACUGUUUCAGAGCCAUCUGACUCAGGAUUGCCCGGAAUGCUGUCUUGACGAUCAGUUUAUGAAGUUUAUUAAUGAAUUGUUCGACAGUCGUGAAGUUGAUGAUUACCCUGAAUGCAUUGAGAGAGAGCAGGAGGAUCCUGAGGCUGUGUGCGUCGUUGAGAAGUUGCUGGAGGCCUGUGGCAGUGAGGGGUUUCUGAAGAUCACACUCCACAUCCUGAGGAAGAUGAAGCAGAAGGAGCUCGCUGAGCACAAUGAGUCCAUAAAAAAAGCCCAGCAGGCACUGAAAACACAUCUGAAGAAGCAGUUUGAAUGCAUAUUUGAAGGUUUAGCAAAGCAGACAACCCUCCUCAAUGAGAUCUAUACAGAGCUCUACAUCACAGAGGGAGGAAGUGGGGAGGUCAAUAAUGAACAUGAAGUCAGACAGGUUGAGACAGCAUCCAAGAGACAAACCACACAGGAGACUGCAAUCCUCUGCAAUGACAUCUUUAAGCCUUUACCUGGACAAGGGAAACCUAUCAAAACUGUGCUUACAAAGGGCAUCGCUGGCAUUGGGAAAACUGUCUCUGUGCAGAAGUUCAUUCUGGACUGGGCAGAAGGAAAAGCCAAUCAGGACAUUGAUUUCAUCUUCACUCUUCCUUUCCGAGAUCUGAAUCUGCAGGAGAAAAGAGAAUUCAGUCUGAUGCAGCUUCUGCAGCACUACUUUCCACAGCUGAAAGAGAUCAAAAGUGUUGAAGGUGAUGAAGUCAAAGUUGUAUUUAUCUUUGAUGGACUGGAUGAGUGUCGACUUCCUCUAAAUUUCCAAAGUAAUAAGUACUGCUCCGAUAUAACAGAGUCAUCAUCAGUGGAUGUGCUGCUGACCAACCUCAUUAAGGGGAAUCUGCUUCCCUCUGCUCUCCUCUGGAUCACCUCCCGACCAGCAGCAGCCAAUCAGAUCCCUCCUGAGUGCGUCCACCAGGUGACAGAGGGACGAGGUUCAAUGACCCGCAGAAGAGAGUACUUCAGGAAGAGAAUCAGAGAUGAGAACCAGGCCAGCAGAAUUAUCUCACACAUUAAGUCAUCCAGGAGCCUCUACAUCAUGUGUCACAUACCAGUCUUCUGCUGGAUUUCUGCUACUGUUCUGGAGACAAUGUUGGGUAAAACAGAGAGUGGAGAUCUGCCCAAAACUCUGACUGAAAUGUACACACACUUUCUGCUCAUUCAGACUAAGUGAAGAAUCAAAUAUCAUGGCACUGAUGAGACAGACACAAAGAAGAUGUCAGCAUCAGAUACAGAAAUCAUCCUGAAACUGGGGCAGCUGGCUUUUCUACAGAUGGAAAAGGGCAAUCUGAUAUUCUAUGAAGAGGACCUGAAAGAGAGUGGCAUUGAUGUCAGUGAAGCUUCAGUGUACUCUGGGGUGUGCACAGAGAUCUUUAAGGAGGAGUGUGGGUUGCACCAGGAGAAGGUCUACUGCUUUGUGCAUCUGAGCAUUCAGGAGUAUCUGGCUGCCUUGUUUGUAUUUCAAUCAUGUGUAAAUGAGAACAGAAAUGUACUCAGAGCAGAAGAAUCAAAACCUCACAGUGACAGAGUGCAGCUGUCUGAGUUACACAGGAGUGCAGUGGAUCAGGCCUUAGAGAGUAAGAAUGGACACCUGGACCUUUUCCUCCGAUUCCUUCUCGGCCUCUCCCUGGACUCCAUUCAGACUCUCUUAGGAGGACUACUGACACAGACAGGAAGCAGAUCAGAGAACAUUAAGAAAACAGUCCAGUACAUUAAGGAGAGGAUCAGAGAGGAAUCUUCAGCAGAGAGGAUCAUCAAUCUGUUCCACUGUCUCAAUGAACUGAAUGACAACUCUCUAGUGCAGGAAAUCCAGAAUUCCCUGAGAUCAGGAAAACUUUCUGAUGAAAAGCUGGAACCAGACCAAUGUUCAGCUCUGGCCUUUGUGUUACUGACGUCAGAGGAGGUCCUGGAUGAGUUUGACUUGAAGACCUACAACACAUCAGCAGCAGGUCAUCAGAGACUGCUACCAGUAGUCAGGAACUGCAGGAAGGCCAUACUGAACAGCUGUGGCCUCACAGAGAAGUCCUGUGAUAUUGUGGCCUCAGCUCUCCAGUCAUCAGACUCACCCCUGAGAGAUCUGGACCUCAGCUACAAUGACCUGGGAGAUUCAGGAGUGGAGCUGCUCUGUCCUGGACUGAUGAGUCCAAACUGUAAACUGCAGAUUCUGGGACUGAACAACUGUGAACUCACACAGAAGUGCUGUAAUACUGUGGCCUCAGCUCUCCAGUCAUCAAACUCACCCCUGAGAGAUCUGGACCUCAACUACAAUAACCUGGAAGAUUCAGGAGUGAAGCUGAUCUGUGUUGGACUGAUGAGUCCAAACUGUAAACUGCAGAGACUGGGACUGAACAACUGUGAACUCACACAGAAGUGCUGUAAUGCUGUGGCCUCAGCUCUCCAGUCAUCAAAAUCACCCCUGAGAGAUUUGUACCUCAACUACAAUAACCUGGAAGAUUCAGGAGUGAAGCUGAUCUGUGUUGGACUGAUGAGUCCAAACUGUAAACUGCAGAGACUGGGACUGAACAGCUGUGACCUCACAGAGAAGUCCUGUGAUAUUGUGGCCUCAGCUCUCCAGUCAUCAAACUCACCCCUGAGAGAUCUGGACCUCAGCUACAAUGACCUGGGAGAUUCAGGAGUGGAGCUGCUCUGUGCUGGACUGAUGAGUCCAAACUGUAAACUGCAGAGACUGGGACUGAACAACUGUAAACUCACACAGAAGUGCUGUAAUAUUGUGGCCUCAGCUCUCCAGUCAUCAAACUCACCCCGGAGAUAUCUGGACCUCAGCAACAAUAACCUGGGAGAUUCAGGAGUGGAACUGCUCUGUGCUGGAUUGAGGAGUCCAAACUGUAAACUACAGAGACUGGGAUUGAACAGCUGUGACCUCACAGAGAAGGCCUGUGAUAUUGUGGCCUCAGCUCUCCAGUCAUCAAACUCACCCCUGAGAGAUCUGGACCUCAGCUACAAUGACCUGGGAGAUUCAGGAGUGAAGCUGCUCUGUGCUGGAUUGAGGAGUCCAAACUGUAAACUACAGAGACUGGAUCUCAGCUACAAUAACCUGCGAGAUUCAGGAGUGGAGCUGCUCUGUGCUGGAUUGAGGAGUCCAAACUGUAAACUGCAGAGACUGGGACUGAACAACUGUGACCUCACACAGAAGUGCUGUAAUAUUGUGGCCUCAGCUCUCCAGUCGUCAAACUCACCCCUGAGAGAUCUGGAGCUCAGCUACAAUAACCUGAGAGAUUCAGGAGUGGAGCUGCUCUGUGCUGGAUUGAUGAGUCCAAACUGUAAACUGCAGAGACUGGGGCUGGGUUGGUGUAAUCUCACAGAGGGCUGCUGUGAUGUUCUGGCCUCAGUCCUGCGUUCUCCUGACUCAGAGCUGAGAGAUCUGGAGCUCAGAGACAACGAGCUGCAGGAUUCAGGAGUGAGAGCGCUCUCUGCUGGACUGGAGGACCCACACUGUAAUCUGCAGAGACUGGGGCUGUCAGGCUGUAGAAUCACACAGAGAGGCUGUGAUUCUCUGGCUUCAGCUCUGUGUUCAAACCCCUCACACCUGAGAGAGCUGGACCUGAGAUACAAUCACCCAGGAGACUCAGGAGUAAGAGCGCUGUCUGCUGCUAAACUGGACACACUCACACUGCUGAUCCAGCAGUCACUGGAGUACAGCUCUUUUGAUGAGAAGAGUUCAGAUAAAUUAUCUUCCGCAAAAAAGUCUCUUCUGCACACUCUGAUGAAGCUGAAGAAGGAUGAGAAGUUGAAACUGUUUCAGAGCCAUCUGAGUCAGCAGUGCCCGGAAUGCUGUCUUGACGAUCAGUUUAUGAAGUUUGUUAAUGAAUUGUUCGACAGUCGUGAAGUUGAUGAUUACCCUGAAUGCAUUGAGAGAGAGCAGGAGGAUCCUGCGGCUGUGUGCAUAGUUGAGAAGUUGCUGGAGACCUGUGGCAGUGAGGGGUUUCUGAAGAUCACACUCCACAUCCUGAGGAAGAUGAAGCAGAAGGAGCUCGCUGAGCACAAUGAAUCCAUAAAAAGAGCCCAGCAGGCACUGAAAACUCAUCUGAAGAGGAAGUUUGAAUGCAUAUUUGAAGGUUUAGCAAAGCAGAGGCACCCAACCCUCCUCAAUGAGAUCUAUACAGAGCUCUACAUCACAGAGGGGGGAAGUGGGGAGGUCAAUGAUGAACACGAAGUCAGACCGAUUGAGACAGCAUCCAAGAGACAAACCACACAGGAGACUGCAAUCCCCUGCAAUGACAUCUUUAAGCCUUUACCUGGACAAGGGAAACCUAUCAAAACUGUGCUUACAAAGGGCAUCGCUGGCAUUGGGAAAACCGUCUCUGUGCAGAAGUUCAUUCUGGACUGGGCAGAAGGAAAAGCCAAUCAGGACAUUGAUUUCAUCUUCACUCUUCCUUUCCGAGAUCUGAAUCUGCAGGAGAAAAGAGAAUUAAAUCUGCUGCAGCUUCUGCAGCACUACUUUCCACAGCUGAAAGAGAUGAAAAGUGUUGACGGUGAUGAAGUCAAAGUUGUAUUUAUCUUUGAUGGACUGGAUGAGUGUCGACUUCCUCUAAAUUUCCAAAGUAGUAAGUACUGCUCCGAUAUAACAGAGUCAUCAUCAGUGGAUGUGCUGCUGACCAACCUCAUUAAGGGGAAUCUGCUUCCCUCUGCUCUCCUCUGGAUCACCUCCCGACCAGCAGCAGCCAAUCAGAUCCCUCCUGAGUGCGUCCACCAGGUGACAGAGGUACGAGGGUUCAAUGACCCGCAGAAAGAGGAGUACUUCAGGAAGAAAAUCAGAGAUGAGAACCAGGCCAGCAGAAUUAUCUCACACAUUAAGUCAUCCAGGAGCCUCUACAUCAUGUGUCACAUACCAGUCUUCUGCUGGAUUUCUGCUACUGUUCUGGAGACAAUGUUGGGUAAAACAGAGAGUGGAGAUCUGCCCAAAACUCUGACUGAAAUGUACACACACUUUCUGCUCAUUCAGACUAAGGUGAAGAAUCAGAAAUAUCAUGGCACUGAUGAGACAGACACAAAGAAGAUGUCAGCAUCAGAUACAGAAAUCAUCCUGAAACUGGGGAAGCUGGCUUUUCUACAGCUGGAAAAGGGCAAUCUGAUAUUCUAUGAAGAGGACCUGAGAGAGAGUGGCAUUGAUGUCAGUGAAGCUUCAGUGUACUCUGGGGUGUGCACAGAGAUCUUUAAGGAGGAGUGUGGGUUGCACCAGGAGAAGGUCUACUGCUUUGUGCAUCUGAGCAUUCAGGAGUAUCUGGCUGCCUUGUUUGUAUUGCAAUCAUGUGUAAAUGAGAACAGAAAUGUACUCAGAGCAGAAGAAUCAAAACCUCACAGUGACAGAGUGCAGCUGUCUGAGUUACACAGGAGUGCAGUGGAUCAGGCCUUAUUGAGUAGGAAUGGACACCUGGACCUUUUCCUCCGAUUCCUUCUCGGCCUCUCUCUGCAGUCCAUUCAGUCUCUCUUAGGAGGACUACUGACAGAGACAGAAAGCAGAUCAGAGAACAUUAAGAAAACAGUCCAGUACAUUAAGGAGAGGAUCAGAGAGGAAUCUUCAGCAGAGAGGAUCACCUAUCUGUUCCACUGUCUCAAUGAACUGAAUGACAACUCUCUAGUGCAGGAAAUCCAGAAUUCCCUGAGAUCAGGAAAACUUUCUGAUAAAGAGCUGGAACCAGACCAAUGUUCAGCUCUGGCCUUUGUGUUACUGAUGUCGGAGGAGGUCCUGGAUGAGUUUAAGUUGAAGACAUACAACACAUCAGCAGUAGGUCAUAAGAGACUGCUACCAGUAGUCGAGCACUGCAGGAAGGUCAUGUUCCAGCAGUCACUGGAGUACAGCUCUUUUGAUGAGAAGAGUUCAGAUAAAUUAUCUUCUGCGAUAAAGUCUCUCCUGCUCACUCUGAUGAAGCUGAAGAAGGAUGUGAAGUUGAAACUGUUUCAGAGCCAUCUGAGUCAGGAUUGCCCAGAAUGCUGUCUUGACGAUCAGUUUAUGAAGUUUAUUAAUGAAUUGUUCGACAGUCGUGAAGUUGAUGAUUACCCUGAAUGCAUUGAGAGAGAGCAGGAGGAUCCUGAGGCUGUGUGCAUAGUUGAGAAGUUGCUGGAGACCUGUGGCAGUGAGGGGUUUCUGAAGAUCACACUCCACAUCCUGAGGAAGAUGAAGCAGAAGGAUCUCCCUGAGCACAAUGAAUCCAUAAAAAGAGCCCAGCAGGCACUGAAAACUCAUCUGAAGAGGAAGUUUGAAUGCAUAUUUGAAGGUUUAGCAAAGCAGACAACCCUCCUCAAUGAGAUCUAUACAGAGCUCUACAUCACAGAGGGAGGAAGUGGGGAGGUCAAUGAUGAACACGAAGUCAGACAGAUUGAGACAGCAUCCAAGAGACGAACCACACAGGAGACUGCAAUCCUCUGCAAUGACAUCUUUAAGCCUUUACCUGGACAAGAGAAACCUAUCAAAACUGUGCUUACAAAGGGCAUCGGUGGCAUUGGGAAAACUGUCUCUGUGCAGAAGUUCAUUCUGGACUGGGCAGAAGGAAAAGCCAAUCAGGACAUUGAUUUCAUCUUCACUCUUCCUUUCCGAGAUCUGAAUCUGCAGGAGAAAAGAGAAUUCAGUCUGAUGCAGCUUCUGCAGCACUACUUUCCACAGCUGAAAGAGAUGAAAAGUGUUGACGGUGAUGUAGUCAAAGUUGUAUUUAUCUUUGAUGGACUGGAUGAGUGUCGACUUCCUCUAAAUUUCCAAAGUAGUAAGUACUGCUCCGAUAUAACAGAGUCAUCAUCAGUGGAUGUGCUGCUGACCAACCUCAUUAAGGGGAAUCUGCUUCCCUCUGCUCUCCUCUGGAUCACCUCCCGACCAGCAGCAGCCAAUCAGAUCCCUCCUGAGUGCGUCCACCAGGUGACAGAGGUACGAGGGUUCAAUGACCCGCAGAAAGAGGAGUACUUCAGGAAGAAAAUCAGAGAUGAGAACCAGGCCAGCAGAAUUAUCUCACACAUGAAGUCAUCCAGGAGCCUCUACAUCAUGUGUCACAUACCAGUCUUCUGCUGGAUUUCUGCUACUGUUCUGGAGACAAUGUUGGGUAAAACAGAGAGUGGAGAUCUGCCCAAAACUCUGACUGAAAUGUACACACACUUUCUGCUCAUUCAGACUAAGGUGAAGAAUCAGAAAUAUCAUGGCACUGAUGAGACAGACACAAAGAAGAUGUCAGCAUCAGAUACAGAAAUCAUCCUGAAACUGGGGCAGCUGGCUUUUCUACAGAUGGAAAAGGGCAAUCUGAUAUUCUAUGAAGAGGACCUGAAAGAGAGUGGCAUUGAUGUCAGUGAAGCUUCAGUGUACUCUGGGGUGUGCACAGAGAUCUUUAAAGAGGAGUGUGGGUUGCACCAGGAGAAGGUCUACUGCUUUGUGCAUCUGAGCAUUCAGGAGUAUCUGGCUGCCUUGUUUGUAUUUCAAUCAUGUGUAAAUGAGAACAGAAAUGUACUCAGAGCAGAAGAAUCAAAACCUCACAGUGACAGAGUGCAGCUGUCUGAGUUACACAGGAGUGCAGUGGAUCAGGCCUUAGAGAGUAAGAAUGGACACCUGGACCUUUUCCUCCGAUUCCUUCUCGGCCUCUCUCUGCAGUCCAUUCAGUCUCUCUUAGGAGGACUACUGACAGAGACAGGAAGCAGAUCAGAGAACAUUAAGAAAACAGUCCAGUACAUUAAGGAGAGGAUCAGAGAGGAAUCUUCAGCAGAGAGGAUCACCUAUCUGUUCCACUGUCUCAAUGAACUGAAUGACAACUCUCUAGUGCAGGAAAUCCAGAAUUCCCUGAGAUCAGGAAAACUUUCUGAUAAAGAGCUGGAACCAGACCAAUGUUCAGCUCUGGCCUUUGUGUUACUGAUGUCGGAGGAGAUCCUGGAUGAGUUUAACUUGAAGACAUACAACACAUCAGCAGCAUGUCAUCAGAGACUGCUACCAGUAGUCAGGCACUGCAGGAAGGCCAUGAUCCAGCAGUCACUGGAGUACAGCUCUUUUGAUGAGAAGAGUUCAGAUAAAUUAUCUUCUGCAAUAAAGUCUCUCCUGCUCACUCUGAUGAAGCUGAAGAAGGAUGAGAAGUUGAAACUGUUUCAGAGCCAUCUGAGUCAGGAUUGCCCGGAAUGCUGUCUUGACGAUCAGUUUAUGAAGUUUAUUAAUGAAUUGUUCGACAGUCGUGAAGUUGAUGAUUACCCUGAAUGCAUUGAGAGAGAGCAGGAGGAUCCUGCGGCUGUGUGCAUAGUUGAGAAGUUGCUGGAGACCUGUGGCAGUGAGGGGUUUCUGAAGAUCACACUCCACAUCCUGAGGAAGAUGAAGCAGAAGGAGCUCGCUGAGCACAAUGAGUCCAUAAAAAGAGCCCAGCAGACACUGAAAACUCAUCUGAAGAAGAAGUUUGAAUGCAUAUUUGAAGGUUUAGCAAAGCAGACAACCCUCCUCAAUGAGAUCUAUACAGAGCUCUACAUCACAGAGGGAGGAAGUGGGGAGGUCAAUAGUGAACACGAAGUCCGACAGAUUCAGACAGCAUCCAAGAGACAAACCACACAGGAGACUGCAAUCCUCUGCAAUGACAUCUUUAGGCCUUCACCUGGACAAGGGAAACCUAUCAGAACUGUGCUUACAAAGGGCAUCGCUGGCAUUGGGAAAACUGUCUCUGUGCAGAAGUUCAUUCUGGACUGGGCAGAAGGAAAAGCCAAUCAGGACAUUGAUUUCAUCUUCACUCUUCCUUUCCGAGAUCUGAACUUGAAGAAGGACAGAGAAUUCAGUCUGAUGCAGCUUCUGCAGCACUACUUUCCACAGCUGAAAGAGAUCAAAAGUGUUGAUGGUGAAGUCAACACCUUCAAAGUCAAAGUUGUAUUUAUCUUUGAUGGACUGGAUGAGUGUCGACUUCCUCUAAAUUUCCAAAGUAAUAAGUACUGCUCCGAUAUAACAGAGUCAUCAUCAGUGGAUGUGCUGCUGACCAACCUCAUUAAGGGGAAUCUGCUUCCCUCUGCUCUCCUCUGGAUCACCUCCCGACCAGCAGCAGCCAAUCAGAUCCCUCCUGAGUGCGUCCACCAGGUGACAGAGGUACGAGGGUUCAAUGACCCGCAGAAAGAGGAGUACUUCAGGAAGAAAAUCAGAGAUGAGAACCAGGCCAGCAGAAUUAUCUCACACAUUAAGUCAUCCAGGAGCCUCUACAUCAUGUGUCACAUACCAGUCUUCUGCUGGAUUUCUGCUACUGUUCUGGAGACAAUGUUGGGUAAAACAGAGAGUGAAGAUCUGCCCAAAACUCUGACUGAAAUGUACACACACUUUCUGCUCAUUCAGACUAAGGUAAAGAAUCAGAAAUAUCAUGGCACUGAUGAGACAGACACAAAGAAGAUGUCAGCAUCAGAUACAGAAAUCAUCCUGAAACUGGGGCAGCUGGCUUUUCUACAGAUGGAAAAGGGCAAUCUGAUAUUCUAUGAAGAGGACCUGAAAGAGAGUGGCAUUGAUGUCAGUGAAGCUUCAGUGUACUCUGGGGUGUGCACAGAGAUCUUUAAGGAGGAGUGUGGGUUGCACCAGGAGAAGGUCUACUGCUUUGUGCAUCUGAGCAUUCAGGAGUAUCUGGCUGCCUUGUUUGUAUUUCAAUCAUGUGUAAAUGAGAACAGAAAUGUACUCAGAGCAGAAGAAUCAAAACCUCACAGUGACAGAGUGCAGCUGUCUGAGUUACACAGGAGUGCAGUGGAUCAGGCCUUAUUGAGUAGGAAUGGACACCUGGACCUUUUCCUCCGAUUCCUUCUCGGCCUCUCUCUGGACUCCAUUCAGACUCUCUUAGGAGGACUACUGACACAGACAGGAAGCAGAUCAGAGAGCAUUAAGAAAACAGUCCAGUACAUUAAGGACAGGAUCAGAGAGGAAUCUUCAGCAGAGAGGAUCAUCAAUCUGUUCCACUGUCUCAAUGAACUGAAUGACAACUCUCUAGUGCAGGAAAUCCAGAAUUCCCUGAGAUCAGGAAAACUUUCUGAUAAAGAGCUGGAACCAGACCAAUGUUCAGCUCUGGCCUUUGUGUUACUGAUGUCGGAGGAGAUCCUGGAUGAGUUUGACUUGAAGACAUACAACACAUCAGCAGAAGGUCAUCAGAGACUGGUACCAGUAGUCAGGAACUGCAGGAAGGCCAUGGUUCAGGUAGAAAGAGCAGGGUCACCUGUACCCAGCUGUGUGUCUAUGAAGAGUGAUCAUUCAAUGGGGAGGAUAAUCAGCUUCAGAGAAGAGUUUCCAGGUGAUUCAAGGGCCCAGGUAGAAAGAGCAGGGUCACCUGUACCCAGCUGUUUGUCUGUGAAGAGUGAUCAUUCAAUGGGAAGGAUAGUCAGCUUCAGAGAAGAGUAUCCAGGUGAUUCAAGGAUCCUGCAGUCACUGGAGUACAGCUCUUUUGAAGAGAAGAGCUCGGAUAAAUUAUCUUCCACAAAAAAGUCUCUUUUGCGCACUCUGAUGAAGCUGAAGAGGGAUGAGAAGUUGAAACUGUUUCAGAGCCAUCUGAGUCAGGAUUGCCCAGAAUGCUGUCUUGAAGAUCAGAGUCUGCCUGAAGAUCCUACUUGGCUGGAUAAGUUUAUGAAGUUUAUUAAUGAAUUGUUCGACAGUCACGAAGUUGAUGAUUACCCAGAAUGCAUUGAGAGAGAGCAGGAGGAUCUUGAGGCUGUCUGCAUAGUUGAGAAGUUGCUGGAGACCUGUGGCAGUGAGGGGUCUCUGAAGAUCACACUCCACAUCCUGAGGAACAUGAAGCAGAAGGAUCUCGCUGAUUCACUGGAAAGAGAUGAGCACAAUGAAUCCAUAAAAAGAGCCCAGCAUGCACUGAAAACUCAUCUGAAGAAGCAGUUUGAAUGCAUAUUUGAAGGUUUUCCAAAGCAGACAACCCUCCUCAAUGAGAUCUAUACAGAGCUCUACAUCACAGAGGGGGGAAGUGGGGAGGUCAAUAAUGAACACGUAUUCAGACCGAUUGAGACCGCAUCCAAGAGACGAACCACACAGGAGACUGCAAUCCUCUGCAAUGACAUCUUUAAGCCUUAUCCUGGACAAGAGAAACCUAUCAGAACUGUGCUUACAAAGGGAAUUGCUGGCAUUGGGAAAACUGUCUCUGUGCAGAAGUUCAUUCUGGACUGGGCAGAAGGAAAAGCCAAUCAGGACAUUGAUUUCAUCUUCACUCUUCCUUUCCGAGAUCUGAAUCUGCAGAAGAAAAGAGAAUUCAGUCUGAUGCAGCUUCUGCAGCACUACUUUCCACAGCUGAAAGAGAUCAAAAGUGUUGAAGGUGAAGUCAGCACCUUCAAAGUUGUAUUUAUCUUUGAUGGACUGGAUGAGUGUCGACUUCCUCUAAAUUUCCAAAGUAAUAAGGACUGCUCCGAUAUAACAGAGUCAUCAUCAGUGGAUGUGCUGCUGACCAACCUCAUUAAGGGGAAUCUGCUUCCCUCUGCUCUCCUCUGGAUCACCUCCCGACCAGCAGCAGCCAAUCAGAUCCCUCCUGAGUGCGUCCACCGGGUGACAGGGGUACAAGGGUUCAAUGACCCGCAGAAAGAGGAGUACUUCAGGAAGAAAAUCAGAGAUGAGAACCAGGCCAGCAGAAUUAUCUCACACAUUAAGUCAUCCAGGAGCCUCUACAUUGUGUGUCACAUACCAGUCUUCUGCUGGAUUUCUGCUACUGUUCUGGAGACAAUGUUGGGUAAAACAGAGAGUGGAGAUCUGCCCAAAACUCUGACUGAAGUGUACACACACUUUCUACUCAUUCAGACUAAGGUGAAGAAUCAGAAAUAUCAUGGCACUGAUGAGACAGACACAAAAAUGUCAGCAUCAGAUACAGAAAUCAUCCUGAAACUGGGGCAGCUGGCUUUUCUACAGAUGGAAAAGGGCAAUCUGAUAUUCUAUGAAGAGGACCUGAGGAAGAGUGACAUUGAUGUCAGUGAAGCUUCAAUGUACUCUGGGGUGUGCACAGAGAUCUUUAAAGGGGAGUGUGGGUUGUACCAGGAGAAGGUCUACUGCUUUGUGCAUCUGAGCAUUCAGGAGUAUCUGGCUGCCUUGUUUGUAUUUCAAUCAUGUGUAAAUGAGAACAGAAAUGUACUCAGAGCAGAAGAAUCAAAACCUCACAGUGACGGAGUGCAGCUGUCUGAGUUACACAGGAAUGCAGUGGAUCAGGCCUUAGAGAGUAAGAAUGGACACCUGGACCUUUUCCUCCGAUUCCUUCUCGGCCUCUCUCUGGACUCCAUUCAGACUCUCUUAGGAGGACUACUGACAGAGACAGGAAGCAGAUCAGAGAGCAUUAAGAAAACAGUCCAGUACAUUAAGGAGAGGAUCAGAGAGGAAUCUUCAGCAGAGAGGAUCAUCAAUCUGUUCCACUGUCUCAAUGAACUGAAUGACAACUCUCUAGUGCAGGAAAUCCAGAAUUCCCUGAGAUCAGGAAAACUUUCUGAUGAAGAGCUGGAACCAGACCAAUGUUCAGCUCUGGCCUUUGUGUUACUGAUGUCAGAGGAGAUCCUGGAUGAGUUUGACUUGAAGACAUACAACACAUCAGCUGAAGGUCAUCAGAGACUGGUACCGGUAGUCAGGAACUGCAGGAAGGCCAUGUGAGUAUUACGUCAUUAAUAAUGUAGAUGAUUUACCACAUAUUUUCCCACUUUUUAAUUCUGGUCAGAAUAAAGUGCAAUAAAAUUGCCGGGCAACAGAAAAUUUGGUUAAAAAAAGAUUUAUGAAUCAAGAUGUUUUAACUCGUGCCCUCAUUUAAUGUCUUGUAUCCAGAACAUAAGCAGCAUCAAAUGCAAAACCUCAGCACUUACCAUAUAUUUUAUUUUAUUUAGUAUUACUAUUUACUGAUUUGAUACUUUUACUAAUUAUUUGCAAAGAUAGCAAUUGUGAAAUAAAUAAGGAGUUUAUUGAUAUCAGAGUGAUCUGAUGGAUCAACCUUUGUCAGAACAUACAAUUCAUGCAGAUUAAAAUGAAGAGAA
Messenger RNA from Anguilla rostrata (American eel), 13993 nucleotides. RefSeq lists its product as uncharacterized. NCBI's taxonomy places the organism in Eukaryota, Metazoa, Chordata, Actinopteri, Anguilliformes, Anguillidae. The transcript is spliced from 32 exons. The record is from RefSeq and is a predicted model, not a curated record. Gene Ontology annotation, biological process: intracellular signal transduction. Gene Ontology annotation, molecular function: protein binding.